AAACGUCGCUUAUCUCCGCAUAUAUACGUCCGCCUCCUCGCUUCCCGUUACAACAGUACUUCAUGCUGUAUACAAACUUCACUAAAAAUCUAAAACUCCAGAAAAAUUCACCAGCACGCUUGCCAAUGUUGACCAUUAAAAUGGAUCACCAUGUGGAAUUAAAGCUUUGUGUGUAACUGUGUUUAUCAAUGUGUAAAGGAAACUCCAUGCUGCAUUUAUUGUUGGAUGUAUCAGCAUAAUUUCUGAUUGAGCAUGCAUACACAUUAACAUAAAAAAAUCCACUUAUUCUUAUUGAUAUAGUUAUUAGUAAUUAACUGAGUAAUGAUGGAAGGCUUCAUAAGGUUGACUCAACAUGUAUAUGAUUUUUGUUUUUCAAAACUAUUGCAAACAAAUGAAAUUUUAAAGUGACUGAACAUUUUGCAGUGUAAACUGAUUCCUAUUAUUCAAAGUUAUUGAUGCGAUUGGUGCAAGGUAUGAGUAAGAACCCAGAGUUCACCAACAGCAUGAUAAAUGAAAUUAAUAUUUGAUGAUUUGUAAUUGUGAAGCAACACUGAGCAUGAGAAAAAAGGUUACAAACAUCCAGUAUACUUAUUUCUAUAUAUAAAGUAACACAUGAUGAGCAACCUCACGCCAUUCUAAUUCUCUGGAUUUAAACUUAUGCGGCAUUUACUCUGUCUUUUCAGACUAGUUGGCUGUAACCUCACAACAGCAUCUUGUAAAAAACUGUCAUCAGCUCUACAAUCAGUAAUCUGCUCCCUGAAAGAGCUGGACCUCAGUUACAAUGCCCUGCUGGAUUUAGGAGUGGAGCUGCUCUCUGCUGGACUGAGGAGUGAACUGAAGACACUGAGACUAGAUGGCUGUAAUCUCACAAGAGUAUCUUGUGAAAAACUAUCAUCAGUUCUACGAUCAGUAAACUCCUCCCUGACAGAGCUGGACCUCAGUAGCAAUGAUCUGCAGGAUUCAGGAGUGGAGCUGCUGUCUGCUGGACUGACAAGUUCACAUUGUAAACCGGAAACACUCAGACUGUCUGGUUGUAUGGUUACACUCAAAGGCUGCUCUUCUCUGGCUUUCGCUCUUAAAUUAAACACCUCCCAUCUGAGAGAACUGGAUCUGACCUAUAAACACCCAGAAGAGCUUGGAGUGAAGCUUUUGGUUUCUGUGUGUAUAAAAACGUAACAUGUCAAAACGA
This is a messenger RNA of Pygocentrus nattereri (red-bellied piranha), 1189 nucleotides long. Its product is annotated as ribonuclease inhibitor-like. The transcript is spliced from 3 exons. NCBI's taxonomy places the organism in Eukaryota, Metazoa, Chordata, Actinopteri, Characiformes, Serrasalmidae. Gene Ontology annotation, molecular function: protein binding. Bases 658 to 1176 code for a protein of 172 amino acids. The record is from RefSeq and is a predicted model, not a curated record.